AUGGACAAGCAUAUCGUAUACUCAUCCUCUCAGAACCUUCUCACUCGAGUCUCACCUUCCCAGCUCGCCGUCAGUGUACGAGACUCGACCAAGGCCUCUCACCUCGCUGAACAGGGCGUCAGAGUCGCUCAGGCGACUUUCGAUGACCCCUCAUCGCUCCGCGAAGCUUUCAAGGGCGGUGAGAAACUCUUACUGGUUUCAGUCGAUAAUUUCGAAAACGCCGUUAAACAACACAAAACGGCUAUUGAUGUAGCUAAGGAAGUAGGAAUCAAGACCAUCUUCUAUACAAGUCACAUCGGAGCGGAUCUCAAUUCUCCUUUCUUAGCUUGUCAGCACCAUGCUGAAACUGAAGAAUAUAUCUCAGAAUCAGGUUUACAAUGGUAUUCACUCCGAAAUGGGUUUUACAACGAGGGAUUACCUAUGAUGCUCAAUAACCCCAUCGAGUCAGGCGCUAUUUACGCUCCGGAAGAUGGACCUACUUCAUGGACUGCCCACAAAGAUCUCGCCGAAGCUACUGCCAUCCUCCUUACCGACGAAUCCAAAUUACCUAAAGAUAGAGGAAAUUUAGUACCACUGACAGCGUCUGACGCGGUAGAUUUCCAAGGUAUAGCAGAAGCCUUAUCUCAAGUUACUGGAAAAGCAAUAAACAGAGUGGUCAUUUCCGAUGAGCAGUUCCUUGAGAAUACGGUGAAAUGUGGUCUUCCGGAAUUUGUAGCGAAUGCUAUCUUGGGUAUUUACAAAGCUAGUACACAAGGUGGAUUCAAUAAGGUUGAUCCUCUUCUGGAGGACUUGUUGGGUAGAAAACCUGAAACUGUGUCAGAAUGGGCCAAGAGAGUUUAUGGUUAG
Kwoniella mangroviensis CBS 8507 is the source of this 846-nucleotide messenger RNA. RefSeq lists its product as uncharacterized. The coding region runs from base 1 to 846 and encodes 281 amino acids. NCBI's taxonomy places the organism in Eukaryota, Fungi, Basidiomycota, Tremellomycetes, Tremellales, Cryptococcaceae. The transcript is spliced from 2 exons. The record is from RefSeq and is a predicted model, not a curated record.